AUGCGGCUCCUGUUCUUUGUGUCGUCGAUCUUCUCCCUCAGGUGUUGUCACUCUUUUCAUCAAGUCGUCCACAUUGUCCUCGUUGAGAAACACGGGACUGACGUUUGCUCCGCUACAGACACCCACAGACACCCACCCACAGACACUCUGCAGACACCCACUCUGCAGACACCCACAGACACCCUGCAGACACCCACCUACAGACACCCACCCUGCAGACACCCACCCACAGACACCCUGCAGACACCCACUCUGCAGACACCCACCCACAGACACCCUGCAGACACCCACCUACAGACACCCACCCACAGACACCCACCCCCCCUGCAGACACCCACUCUGCAGACACCCACAGACACCCACCCUGCAGACACCCACCCACAGACACCCACCCUGCAGACACCCACCCACAGACACCCACCUGCAGACACCCACCCACAGACACCCACCUGCAGACACCCACUCUGCAGACACCCACCCACAGACACCCACCCCCCCUGCAGACACCCACAGACACCCACCCACAGACACCCACCUACAGACACCCACCUGCAGACACCCACUCUGCAGACACCCACAGACACCCACUCUGCAGACACCCACUCUGCAGACACCCACCUACAGACACCCACCUGCAGACACCCACUCUGCAGACACCCACAGACACCCACUCUGCAGACACCCACAGACACCCACUCUGCAGACACCCACAGACACCCACCCACAGACACCCACCCACAGACACCCACUCUGCAGACACCCACAGACACCCACCCUGCAGACACCCACCCACAGACACCCACCUGCAGACACCCACUCUGCAGACACCCACCCACAGACACCCACCCCCCCUGCAGACACCCACAGACACCCACCCACAGACACCCACCUACAGACACCCACCUGCAGACACCCACUCUGCAGACACCCACAGACACCCACCCACAGACACCCACCUACAGACACCCACCUGCAGACACCCACUCUGCAGACACCCACUCUGCAGACACCCACCUACAGACACCCACCUGCAGACACCCUGCAGACACCCACAGACACCCACUCUGCAGACACCCACAGACACCCACUCUGCAGACACCCACUCUGCAGACACCCACCUACAGACACCCACCUGCAGACACCCACUCUGCAGACACCCACAGACACCCACUCUGCAGACACCCACAGACACCCACUCUGCAGACACCCACAGACACCCACUCUGCAGACACCCACAGACACCCACUCUGCAGACACCCACUCUGCAGACACCCACCUACAGACACCCACCUGCAGACACCCACUCUGCAGACACCCACAGACACCCACUCUGCAGACACCCACAGACACCCACUCUGCAGACACCCACAGACACCCACCCACAGACACCCACCCACAGACACCCACUCUGCAGACACCCACAGACACCCACUCUGCAGACACCCACCCACAGACACCCACUCUGCAGACACCCACCCACAGACACCCACUCUGCAGACACCCACAGACCCACAGACACUCACCCGCUCUGUGCAGCUCUCCUCUGGGGCACAGCGAGUCCAGGAGCCGCCGCUUCCUCCGGUUCCUCUGGAGGUCUCUGUCCGCGGAGAAGUACACGUCCUGCCCCCGCGUCAGCAGCGCCUCGUCCAGGGACAUGUCCGCUGCUUACCGCGAGCUAACGGAGCUAACGGAGGAGCUAACGGAGGAGCUAGCCAUUAG
Knipowitschia caucasica is the source of this 1719-nucleotide messenger RNA. NCBI's taxonomy places the organism in Eukaryota, Metazoa, Chordata, Actinopteri, Gobiiformes, Gobiidae. The record is from the annotation of a GenBank genome assembly.